This is a messenger RNA of Schistosoma turkestanicum, 909 nucleotides long. The record is from the annotation of a GenBank genome assembly. Lineage: Eukaryota; Metazoa; Platyhelminthes; Trematoda; Strigeidida; Schistosomatidae.
AUGAUGCAUAGAUCGAAGUCUAAUCAGAUGCUUCAAGUCGAACAUCUUCAAGAACUCUACGAUCACUGGACUAAUUGCAAAUCAUUAAUUAACGAAAAGGAUAAUGCUGUUCUAUCCAUCUCCAAAAUUGAAACUGUGUUUUAUCAUGUCGGUAAAAUUAUACUGCUAGUUAUUGAUGAACACUUUUCUAAUACAGUUGAAAAAGAUAAAUUAGUCGAAGGUUCAUAUCUUGAAGCAUUAAUUAAAACUAAUAUUUUUGAAUUACUUCUCAUUUGGAUCGAAGGAAAUCCAACACCGAAAGACGAAAAAGCUAUCGGAAUUCGUGAUAUACUAAGACGAUAUUUAAUUACCGCUUUUGAUCAGUUGAUAACACAAUCAAAACAAAGUGUUUUACUACAUCGACCGAUUCUUCAACCUUUAUGCCAAUUUUUAUUCAAGCUAUCCUCACAAUUACGACCUAGUUACGAUCAAAUCUAUGGACGUUUAUUACAUGAAGUUUGCAUUUUGUUAUGUAGAAAUUUUCAAUUAUUAGAAUUUAGUAAGAAAAUUGCACAUCCUCAUGUUUGUGAUCAAUUAUUGCAUUUUAUUCACUCUGGCUUCUUGAUUCCUGUUUUAGGAUCUGCAUUACAUCAGAAUGCUAUGGAUGAAGUGAUAGCUGCUACAGCCUAUUUGGAAUUAUUUUUACGUCGUUUAACUGAACCGUUAAUGAUUAGAUUAUUUUUAAAAUUCAUUAUUACUGAAUCAUAUGAUUCAUAUCAUAUACUUACAUCAAUUAUGAAUCGACUUAAUGCAAGUGCUAUGUUGAUCACUGAUAAACGAUAUCAACUUGGAAUGGUCACUUUAUCCUUAUUUCGUACAAUAUUAAACUUUCAUUGUGAAGAUGUUAUGUAUGAGUUAAUAUUCAAGUAA